Messenger RNA from Scophthalmus maximus (turbot), 5450 nucleotides. Its product is annotated as kinesin-like protein KIF27. The record is from RefSeq and is a predicted model, not a curated record. Gene Ontology annotation, biological process: microtubule-based movement; mitotic spindle organization. Gene Ontology annotation, molecular function: microtubule motor activity; microtubule binding; ATP binding. Bases 1097 to 5020 code for a protein of 1307 amino acids. NCBI's taxonomy places the organism in Eukaryota, Metazoa, Chordata, Actinopteri, Pleuronectiformes, Scophthalmidae. The transcript has 16 exons.
UAGGAAUGUGAGUACAGCAAGUCUUAAGUUUAAAUACUGGAGAAGCACAUUCAGCAGAGGGCGCUGUUGCCUUCACGUCCCCUCGGUCCGCUCUCCACGAAGAGUCUUGAACGCAUCUCCGGCUUUUCGUCGACUGCGGCCCGGAGCACGGCGGCGGUUUCCCGGGCAACCGAGGAGCGACAACAAACCGGAGAAGUGGAAGUUAACAGCAACAACAACGACGACUCGGACUACGACUACACACCAAGUCAACGAGAUGCUUCGUUUGGUAAAUUGUCCGUCGGUUACGCGUUGGUUCCCAACAUGUUGAAAAGCAACAAAAAAUAAGUAGAAAAGGUAAGGAAGAGGAAAAACGAGCCGAACGUGUUGAUGUCUGAAUGAAGUUAGGCUGAAACAAACGUGGAAGGAGAAGACGUACAAAAUGAUGAUGAUCAAAGGAUCGAGGGCCCAUGUGACCUGUGAUCUCCCGGAAAGAACCGAGAGCACGAAGGUGUCUUCAGACCUGCCGAGGCAGGGAUCUGCGGCUGAGGGAGAACUGAUGGAGAACUGAGGGAUAACUGAUGGAGAACUGAGGGAGAACUGAUGGAGAACUGAUGGAGACCUGAUGGAGAACUGAUGGAGAACUGAGGGAGACCUGAUGGAGACCUGAUGGAGAACUGAGGGAGACCUGAUGGAGAACUGAGGGAGACCUGAGGGAGAACUGAGGGAGACCGCUGCGAUGUCCUGGGACGGACCGAGAGAAGUCCAACAUUGGUCAACACUUGUGUUAACAUGACCUGGCACAACACUGGCUCGGCCAGACACAAGCCAUGCAGCAGUGGAGUUAUCAUGAGUAUUGAGGAUUAGCUGGAUAAUAACUUCAUUUGGGCUCCAUGAAUUAUAUAUAUAUAUAAUUAUGGUAUAAUAUUGGUAUAAUGCAGUAGUCGGUUGGCACUCUGCUCACUUAGUGGCACACAAAUCCCUUGGUUUUGAUGUAAAAAAUAAGUGAAAUAAGAAGAAGAAGAAGAAAACAUUUUCAAGAUCAGUUUCCAUCUUGCAUCUCCUCCAGUUGUGAACAUCCCGCCACAUACACACUCACAUUAAAGUUGACGAGACCAUGAGCGAGGUGUUUGUGCGCGUUGCGGUCCGCAUCCGGCCCCUGCUUCCCAGAGAAGUCCUCCACAACCACCAGGUGUGUGCGCGGGUGGUGCCGGGCUCGGCGCAGGUGAUGCUCGGCCCGGACCGACUCUUCUCCUUCGACCACGCGUUUGGACCGUCGGCCAGCCAGGAUGAUGUGUACGAGUCCUGCGUCCAGCCGCUGGUCGAGUCCCUGGUCGACGGGUUCAAUGCCACGGUUUUCUGCUACGGACAAACCGGAUCAGGGAAGACAUACACACUUGGAGGGGGAAAUCUGGAUGAGGAGGGAGGAAUUAUUGACCGGCUGGCCCAGGAUGUGUUCUUGUUGUUGGAGGAGAAGAUGAAGAACAGUGAUGGUCUGGAGGUCACAGUGCGGGUCUCAUACAUGGAGCUGUACAAGGAGGAACUGCGAGACCUGCUGGACCUGCACUCCAAUCACAAAGAGCUUCACAUCAGAGAGGACGACAAGGGAAACACGGUGGUGGUAGGAGCCAAAGAACUGGUCGUCACCUCAGUAGAGGAGCUCCUCAGCGUUCUAGAGACGGGUAAUGCUCUGCGGCAAACUGGCACCACAGGGAUGAACGAGCACUCCAGUCGCUCUCACGCCAUCCUCACCCUUCAAGUCAUCCAAUGUUGCCACAACAACAACAACCACUCCUCCUUAAAGUCUGCCCGCUCCUCUAAACUCUGUCUGGUCGACCUGGCAGGUUCGGAGCGCGCUGGAAAAACUGGCAACACCGGGGCACGGCUCAAAGAGUCUGUUCACAUCAACGCAGGCCUGCUCGCACUGGGCAAUGUUAUCCGUGCCCUGUCUGACCCUGCUCGAAAUCGCCGUGGUAACAGCUGCAACAGUGCGUACAUACCGUACCGUGAUGCCAAGAUCACCCGUCUCCUCCGUGAUUCACUUGGAGGCUCUGCCCAUACAUUGAUGGUGGCGUGUGUGAGCCCCUCUCACCACAGUGUCGCUGAGACGCUGGGUGUUCUGCAUUUUGCAACCAAGGCUCGUCACAUUCGCAACUGUCCCGCAGCAACAUCUACUCCCCCAGAGGGUAAAUCAUGUCCUACAGCCUGGGACCCUGGCGAGGCUCGACUCGGGGAGCUGGAGUAUGAAGUACAGACGCUGAGAGAGCUGCUGAAAAAGAAGGAGAGAGAGACAGAGAUGCAGAGGGAGAGGACAGGUGGAGGAGCUGUAGAGGGGGAGAGCUUUACACAGUCAAGUCAGAUGAAGAGAUCUGAGCCCGAGCAGAAGAGGAACCAGUACCGCCUACUAACACUGGAGGCUUCAGCUCUGCUUACCGAUAUCUCUGGCCCAUCUCCAAGUCAUUCCUUCAGGCAGCGACUGCAGGAUUGGCAGAAUAGACUGACAGUUGUCACCAACACACAUCAAAUCGAUGAGGAGGACGGUUCAGAGGAGGAUGGAGACCAGCCUGUUGCAAUAUCAAAGCUCAGAGAAGAGCUCAACAGAUGCCAGGAGGCUCUAAACAUAGAGAAGCUGCUAUUGGAACAGAAAGACGCAGAACUGAGAAAGGUACAAAAAGAUGUUAGAAAACUUCUUCAAGAAACCAAAACCCACCUCCAAGCCUUAGAGGAAGAGAAGGAACGUAGUCGCCUACAGACUGAACAACUGGUGGAUCAGCAGAUUCUAAUCGAUCGUCUUCGCAGUGACAUCAUGACCUUUCGGGGUGCAACCUCCAGGGCAGCAGUGGAAGCAGUGGCUUCUGGGAACUCAGGCAAAAGGCCCCACAGCGUCCCUCUGAUCGGACACAGCUGUGAUCGCGGGCCUCCGAGGAAGAUUCACUCCAGUCCUCCAGCCUAUUCCCUGGAGAGGGUGAUGGCAGCCUUUAAGAUGCGUGGACAUCUCCUUCUGGCUGAGCUUGAGGAAAAGGAUGAGGUAUACUGUCCAUUCAUAAAACAACAGGCAGAGAGCAAAGACCUGGGUCAAGAGAAGGAGGAGGAAGAGGAGGACGAAGGUGUGGCAUUUAGGUGUUCUUUAAACCGAACAUGGACCAGCCAGCAGAAGAAUGGGAAUCCAUUAGUACCUCAACGAGCCACAGACACCAAGGAAACCCAGGCUCAACAAAGCCACUUGAGGAAGGGCAGACUAAGAGCCAGUGUUACCCACAGAAGGAUCCGAGAUAUGUCCGUCAUCAUGGGCAUGGAAGAGGAGCUCAUCCAGGAGCUUGACAAAACUGACAAGGAGAUCCAAGCAGUAAACAGCCACAGCAGGCAGAGUCACGAUGGCAGAGAAGCUGGACUAUUGGCAAAACUUUCCAUGCAGAGCCAGCAAGUCCGAACAGAGGUGCGUCGCAGCCUUCAACACAUGAGACUGCAGAGAGAACAGCUUCAGACCAACCUCAGGCAGCUUCGACAGACUGGUGACAACAACGAAGAACUUGGCCAAACUGGGGACCAAAGAGAAGGAGAAUCGACUGUGUGGGAGAGCAAUAACCACGAAGAGUCAAAGGAAAAGCCGCAGGGCAGCAGUUGGCUGGAGCAGCAGGAGGAGCAGGUGCUUCAGAAGCGAGCGGAGCAGCAGGAGCUGCAGGAGGAGCUGCGGAGGAGAGAGGAGGUGGUCCUGCGCAGGGAGGCCUGUCUGCAGCAGAAAAACAAACUGGAGAUCAAGAAGCUACGCUCCAGUCAGGCUCUGAGUCGGGACCUGCAGCGUGUGUCCGUGCAGUUGGAGACUGUGGAGCAGCACCUGCAGAGCGGCAGCAACGCAAGACUGACUGGAGGAGUAACCAAGGAGGAACUGGAGAAGGAGAGAGACACGCUGAAAAAGAGGAGAGACGCUCUGGAGGCGCAGCUGGAGGAAAAUAGAGUUCUUAGUGUGGAGGAGGGGCAUUCCCUGCUCCAGCUGGAGGAAGCUAUUGAAGCUCUGGAUGCAGCUCUGGAGUUUAAAAACCACUUCAUUCGGGACAAACAGAAGAUGUUGUUCAUCACUGACUCCUCUUCGUAUUCGUCACAAAGCACUGAACCGGCUCAACUCUGUGAUGUCAUAAGGAAGCUGAAGGAGCUCUCACCACCCGAGGCUUCGGAGCUGCUCGUCAAAUAUUUCAACAAGGUUGUUUGUCUUCGUGAGACAGAGCGCCAUUUGCAUUUGCGUUGUAAAGAGCUGGAGCUUCAUGUUGGAGAGCAAGAGGGGGUACUGAGGGAGAUGGAGGACUCCGUGCAGCGCUUGGUCCUGGAUGCAGACCGCAGGUUCACCCAGCAGCACAAAAAUCACCAGAUCAACAUCCUGCAACUCCUGCAGAAGCUUCAAGAGGGGGGUUCAGGAGAGCCACAGCAAGCUAUCCAAGACCGUCUGCAGAAUCUGGAGAAAGAACUGUUCUUCUACAAAAGCUCAAGCCGACAGCUCAAGAAGAAGCUCAAAGAGCUUUUCAGUGGCGCCCUACACCCUGACGAUCGGCCGUCGUUGCACAAACAGGAGCAAAGACAAACACACAGUAUGCAGAUACACGUAAGCACCAACAAAUCCCAGACAGUCACUGAAAAGGCACAAACAAAGACAGUUAUUACACCAACAUACACAACAAUAUACGCCGAGCAAACAGACCAAUGGACAGAGGAUUCUCAUAUGAAUAGACAUGUACACGUAACCCCAUAUCCCUCCUUAUCCUCUGACCUUCAAGCACACAAAAAUACCAAAAUGCCUGAAUACAACCAGAAACAAAUACAAACACAGUCAGAUGGGAGAAAAGAAAGAGCUGCUGGUGAAUGUGGGGAUGGGUUAGAGAUGACAGUUCGAGUGUGUCGCCGAGAGCUGAGACAGAUUUCUCCGGCUUACCUGCAGUUAUCUGGUUCUGCCACUAGGAGGCGACGGUUCGUCGUGGAUACCAGCACUGAAUCAAUACUAGAGGACUCCGUAGAAGUGGCCAGACCAAAAGACAACUCUACAACCUUCUGAUUAUCAUUUCUGUAGUCAUAAUACAAUAGCUUACCUUGUGGUCAUCGCCAUCUCCACCCACUAAACAGAUUCCACUACUUAUACUACUUCUCGCUGUUAGUGAAAAAUAAAAACAUGAGAGAAAAUCUGUUAAUGUUAAUUGUUGUUAAAUAUUAUCAAAUAGACUAUUGCGUUUUCUUGCCUUUUAAUAAACAGCACUGUUUAGCACUUAAAAUGGCCGGUAGAUACAGUAUAUUUUCUGCACGUAAGACAGUAAUGUGUUGUUUUUAAUGCACUUGAUUUUUUGUAUACAUUUUUUCUAUCUUUGUGCACAAUGUAUGAUUAGCUACACUGUAUGUAUGUUUAUUGCUGUGUAAAUUAUAUUGUAUGUGGAUGACUAUUAUUAGAGUAAAAAUGAUUAAACUUGCUAAAAUGCAAAGCAAAGAUUUGA